CGUUGGCACCUUUUUGUAUGGAUGGAAAUGACGAUAAUCGCAGCGAGGAUUCCUUUUCAACUGCACCUGAUAGGGAUAACACAAUAAACAGCUCACCACUGCUGCCACAUGAACGGCUGUCACUGGAGCAGAAGCUUAGGAGAAUAAUUCUAAUACAGCAAAAUGAUAAAAGCUAUCAUCAAGCCCUAUGUGACAUACGUGAUCAGGUCAGCAUAUCUGUGCUACUGGAGCCCAGUUUUUACGGCCGACACUCUAAAACUUCAGUGCUGGUGAUAGCCACCGCCAAUAAUGCUUAUAUAUUUGAUAUUAAAGCACUGGGCAAAAUUUGCCCUGAAAUGGGAUCAGUGCUCCAGGCUACAAAUCCUCGCAAGAUAAUGCACUAUAGCCAUCGCUUGUGCGAUCAACUAUACUUUGAGCACAGAUUGAAGGUUAAUGGCAUUUGCGAUACGUUUGUCGAGUUCAGUUUGGCGCGGCGGGAUCGGACCCUCUGCAGCUUGGUGGAAGCCAUAUCGCUAGUGCUAGAAAUAGACAUUUCAGAGCUUAACAUUAAUAGUAAAUGCGAAUCUCAACGGAACUUUACCGGUCGACCCUUAUCUAAAGAUCAAAUGGUGCAUCUUGGCAAGAUUGCUAUUUUACAAGGAAAACUGCAUGACAGACUUAUCUAUGAUAACAUCUGUAAGGAUAUACAACACAUGUCUUCCAAAUUGAGUUCCGAAGUUUAA
Molecule: messenger RNA, 722 nt
Organism: Drosophila busckii
Lineage: Eukaryota; Metazoa; Arthropoda; Insecta; Diptera; Drosophilidae
Product: protein Exd1 homolog
Exons: 3
Coding region: 18-722 (234 amino acids)
Molecular function (GO): nucleic acid binding
Source: RefSeq, a predicted model, not a curated record